AUGUCUGAGCAAGAAAUGAUCUCGGUAGCCUUCACCACGCCAAUAUGCCUCCUCACGUUGACGAGCCUGGUCCUCGUCGCGAGGAUCGGAGUGAAGGCAGCCGUCACGAGAGCGUUUGAGCUGGAAGACGUGACCGCCUUGGGCCUGGGAAAGCACCUGAGCGAGGUUGACCUGGAACGUCUAUCUGUCUUCGUCGCGAUAGCAGCGGGUAUAUGCUACAGCAUGAGUCUCACCCUUGCGAAGGCGGCGAUCCUGGAUCAUUACCUCCGAGUUCUUGACAGGAACAAGAGCCAACCACGGCUGUUUCUCAAGAGAAUGCUCAUCUCACUACUCAUCGUGCAGGGUGUUGAAGAGACACUUGUGUCACUGUUCUCGUGCCAGCCACGAGCGGACAAGGCUAUCGUGAAGCUCAAUGGGGUCUGCUUCGAGCAGAAGCCGAUGUGGUUCACCGGGUUCACAUUGAAUCUCAUAUUCGAUAUCCUGUUGUUCCUACGGCCGAUCAUAUCACUCUGGAAUAGACGAUCCCUUCCUCUAUCAGGAAAGAUUGGCCCAUUGUUGAAUCUUGUCGGGGUUUGCUUGGUUCUAGUGACAACGGUCGGCCGAGCAGCAGUAGUUGUCCACAUAAGCAACGAUAUCACAUAUGACUAUACAAUACCACUUAUCUGCAUCAAGAUGCCCAGCCUGGAAGACGUCACAUACAACCGCGAGGAGUGCAUUGCCGCAAUCCGCGAUUACUACCACUUUCUCACAAAGCUGUACCUCGAGGAGUCCGACAUCGUGGAGCCUCCGGAUGGGGGCUGGCCCAACAUCACGGCAGACACGAUGCGCGGGCUAGGCAAGACGGACGAGGUGGUGCAGCUGCUGCGCCACCUGCCGUACAUACGCAGCGACGAGCGGGUGCAGUGCGGGCCAUGGGCUGAGUUCGCCGACUGGAGGGACACGGCGGGCGAACACGGCAUCGUCUCAGACGAGGACGGUGAGUCCGCCCGGAUCUGUUCUGAGCCGCCCGAGCACGUGGACAACAUCCCGCCGCAGGUGAUCAGCCUCACGUUCAACGAGAGCGAACUGGGCGGGAUCUUCCUGCUCGACACGGAGCGGGGAAUUGUGCAUUGGUAUGGGUGCUAUGGAGAACUCAGAGGCUCGGAGGACGCGGUCGAGGAUGACCCGUACGACUGGGCGCCCAAGGACGAGGCGGAGUGCCUGGAGGCAGUAAGAAAUGCACUCGAGGAUCGGUAUCCCGGCGAGUUUGAGUAG
This is a messenger RNA of Diaporthe citri, 1254 nucleotides long. RefSeq lists its product as uncharacterized. NCBI's taxonomy places the organism in Eukaryota, Fungi, Ascomycota, Sordariomycetes, Diaporthales, Diaporthaceae. Bases 1 to 1254 code for a protein of 417 amino acids. The transcript has 6 exons. The record is from RefSeq and is a predicted model, not a curated record.